AUGGUUUCUCUUAAAGACAUCGAACACAACAAUUCCCUUCCGACGGGUCCUUACAGAUUCGAGUAUCUACUUGCGGCGUGUAAACUCGAACAACAGAGAUUGCUGCUGCGGGAGGAAGAUGAUGAUGAUGCUGAUGAUCGUCACUACCAUCAUGCGAUUACUAAUGUUGUUGGACAUCCUAGUACCAUCUGUAAGAACGAUGAGCCCAAACCAGUUUCAAAGGUCAGAAUAGUGGAGGAGAAAAAGGAGAUGAAACUGAAAGGUUCGGUUGAGGGCAACUGCUUGAAAAAAGUGAGAAUGAUCGGAAAGAAGAGUACCAAACCACGAACCACCGGCGGGAAUCCUUCUCCACCCAAACUUCACUCCCUUGAUCAGUCAGCACGGGAAUUGAAUCCUUUUCUGCCGCCCAAACUUUACUCCCAUGACCAGUCAACAUUGGAAUUGAAUCCUUCUCUGCCGCUCGAACUUCACUCCAAUGACCAGUCAGCACUGGAAUUGAAUCCUUCUCUACUGUCCAAACUUCAUGACCAGUCGAGCUGUCCAUGCAGGCUGGAACUGAAUCCUUCUCCAACAAGGAAGAGAUCCAAGAAAGAGGGAGCGGCGGAGAAUAAGCGAAAGCGCGGCGGCGGAAUCAACAUCCAAGAACCACUACCGCCAGGGCUGGCGGAGAAACUCAACAACCUAAUUCCCCACCUGCCCAACCUGCCCAACAAUCAAGAAGCGCUGAAUGCGAAACUGGCGAUUGAAAAAGAACUCAAAGAAACAGACGUAAGCAACCACCAUAACAGGAUGUCUAUUCCGUCGAAGCAUAUACACCAGAAAUUUCUGAACAGAGAGGAAGAGCUUAAGUUGUGUGAACGCAACGAGAAGAACGUGGGUUCCAUCGAUGUCCCGUUGAUAACGCCGACGAUGGAAAUGGUAACGGCGAGCUUGAGACGGUGGCCGAUGAAUAAGCAAAGUGGACCUCCUAGCAUCUCUUACGUGCUAACAAGUACGUGGAACAAAAUCAAACAACAGAAUAAGCUUAGAAGUGGGAUGAAUGUUCAGUUGUGGGCUAUUCGUAUUGAUGGAGUCUUGUGUUUCGCUCUCACUCUCAAGCCUAAAAAAAAAAGGAAAAUAGCCUGGUAUAGAUAG
This is a messenger RNA of Ipomoea triloba (trilobed morning glory), 1134 nucleotides long. RefSeq names its product putative B3 domain-containing protein At3g49610. Bases 1 to 1134 code for a protein of 377 amino acids. Lineage: Eukaryota; Viridiplantae; Streptophyta; Magnoliopsida; Solanales; Convolvulaceae. The record is from RefSeq and is a predicted model, not a curated record. The transcript has a single exon. Gene Ontology annotation, molecular function: DNA binding.